Molecule: messenger RNA, 2424 nt
Organism: Callithrix jacchus (white-tufted-ear marmoset)
Lineage: Eukaryota; Metazoa; Chordata; Mammalia; Primates; Cebidae
Gene: SQSTM1
Product: sequestosome 1
Biological process (GO): endosome organization; mitophagy; aggrephagy
Cellular component (GO): amphisome; aggresome
Molecular function (GO): K63-linked polyubiquitin modification-dependent protein binding; zinc ion binding; protein kinase C binding
Source: RefSeq, a predicted model, not a curated record
GCUGUGACGCAGGCCGGGUCCGGCCUCCUGCAAAGGGGUGGCUGCCCCCUCCAUUCUCGGCGAUACUUGGCGGGCCGUGAGGGCGUCUGCUCUGGCUGCUCCCUGGGUGGCGGUGGCCUGCAUGGGUUCCCCAGUUCGGCCUUGAGGUGACCAAAGUCGGGCACCGCUGCUCAGCGCCGGCCCUGUGGGACAUGGGGCGGUGGGACCCUGCCGGCCGGGGCUCGGGCCCUGCUCGGCUGGGAGCGUCAGACGCCACCCCUCCCCCUCCGAGGUGUUGCGAAUUUGGGCAAGGACGCGCCCGGGCGUCCUCUCUGGCUCUCCGCGGGAACGGGGUGGUCAGGCGGGCACUCGGGUUACUGUGACAUCUUGCUGCGCCAGGUCGUGGGUUCAGAUAAUGCCCCGGGGAGCGCCAGCGGAUCGGGGGGAGUGACGCGCGUAAACAAGCGCGGUGGUGCGGGCGCCUCGUGAGCGCUGCGACCGCGCCGGGGAGGAGGGCACCGAUUGCCAACAGAACGCUCCAGGCCAGGCGGAGUACAGAUGUUAUCCCACUGGCAAGUGGAGAGAGUGACAAGACGAGAACAUUCUUCAGAAGUGUUGGUGUGGUCACAGACACCCAGAUGAGGACGGGGACUUGGUUGCCUUUUCCAGUGAUGAGGAAUUGACAAUGGCCAUGUCCUAUGUGAAGGAUGACAUCUUCCGAAUCUACAUUAAAGAGAAAAAAGAGUGCCGGCGGGACCACCGCCCACCAUGUGCUCAGGAGGCGCCCCGCAACAUGGUGCACCCCAAUGUCAUCUGUGAUGGCUGCAAUGGUCCCGUGGUAGGAACCCGCUACAAGUGCAGCGUCUGCCCAGACUACGACUUGUGUAGCGUCUGCGAGGGAAAGGGCUUGCACCGAGGGCACUCCAAGCUCGUGUUCCCUAGCCCCUUCGGACACCUGUCUGAGGGCUUCUCGCAUAGCCGCUGGCUCAGGAAGCUGAAACACGGGCACUUCGGUUGGCCAGGCUGGGAGAUGGGCCCACCAGGAAACUGGAGCCCACGUCCUCCUCGUGCAGGGGAUGCCCGCCCUGGUCCCACAGCAGAAUCAGCUUCUGGUCCAUCGGAGGAUCCCAGUGUGAAUUUCCUGAAGAACGUAGGGGAGAGCGUGGCAGCUGCCCUCAGCCCUCUGGGCAUUGAAGUUGAUAUUGAUGUGGAGCAUGGAGGGAAAAGAAGCCGCCUGACCCCUGUUUCUCCAGAGUGUUUCAGCACAGAGAAGAGCAGCUUGCAGUCAAGCAGCUGCUGCUCUGAGCCCAGCAAGCCCCGUGGGAACGUUGAGGGCGCCACGCAGUCUCUGGCGGAGCAGAUGAGAAAGAUUGCCUUGGAGUCCGAGGGGCACCCUGAGGAACAGAUGGAAUCUGAUAACUGUUCAGGAGGAGAUGAUGACUGGACCCAUUUGUCUUCAAAAGAAGUGGACCCAUCUACAGGUGAACUUCAGUCCCUACAGAUGCCAGAAUCUGAAGGGCCAAGCUCUUUGGAUCCCUCCCAGGAGGGACCCACAGGGCUGAAGGAAGCUGCCUUAUACCCGCAUCUGCCACCAGAGGCAGACCCACGGCUGAUUGAGUCCCUCUCCCAGAUGCUGUCCAUGGGCUUCUCUGACGAAGGUGGCUGGCUCACCAGGCUCCUGCAGACCAAGAAUUAUGACAUCGGGGCAGCUCUGGACACCAUCCAGUAUUCGAAGCAUCCUCCACCGUUGUGACUGCUUUUGCCCACCUCUUCUGUUGUCCCCCACCUUGUGUGUCAUAGUUAUGUUAAGCUACUGUAGAACUGCAGGUCUCUGUAUGGGCCAGUUUCUCUGCCUUCUUCCAGGAUCAGGGAUUGAGGUGCAAGAAGCCAUUUAGGAAGCAGCAAAACAAGUGAUAUGAGGGUAGGGUCCUCAUGUGUGUGCACUGAUGUCUGAGAAACAAGACCGGCCUCCGGGUUCCCUGGCUCCUUGCAGCGGUGCUGGGCCUGCGAGACCUGAGGCUCACUGCAGUGUGCUCCUGACCGCCCCCAUGCAGGGGCUGCAUUAGCAGCCCAGCACAUAGCUUGACUAAUGGCCUUCCACUCUUUUUUUUUUUUUUUUUUCCAUGACUCAUAGGUCCCUGACAUUUAGUUGAUUUUUCUGUUAGAGACCUGGUACUCUCUGAUUCUAGAUAAAGUAAGCCUAGGUGUUGUCUGGGGGUAAGCAAGGGAGGGGGCUGUCUUGGCGCAGGCAGUGGCAGCCAGUGCUGUGGGCUUCCUGCAGGGACUGAGAAAGCUCAUGAAGGGCAUCUGCAGUCACUGAGAGCUGCCUCCUGGUCUCUUCACCACUGUAGUUCCCUCAUUUCCAAACCACCAGUAAGAUCUCUUUGUAGCUAUCCUGUUAUAUUUGUUAACAAUCUAAUUAAAUGGUAUCAGCACUUUAACCAA